AUGGACCUUUGCAUCACCAUUAAAGGAGUUUCGUUCCUCCUGCAGACCGGGCUGGGAAUUCUGGGUAACGCAUCUGUGCUGAUGGCGUACGCUCAUAUGGCUUUCGUAGAGCCUCGCCUGCAGCCCGUGGACAGAAUCCUGGCUCACCUGGCCUUCAGCAACCUGCUGCUACUACUGACGCGUGGCGUGCCACAGACCAUGGUCAUCUUCGGCCUGCACAACCUGCUGAACGAUCCGGGCUGCAAAGUGGUGAUCUACGCCUACCGCAUCCACCGCGCCCUCUCUGUCUGCCUCACCAGCAUGCUGAGUGUCUUCCAAGCGCUGACCAUCAUGCCGUCAGCCGGACCGUACCUGACCAGACUGAAAUCUCGUCUCCCGCAGCUGGUCGUGCCCACCUUCGUAGGGCUGUGGCUCCUCAACAUGGUCGUCUGCACCGGCGCUGCGCUUUUCGCCUUGGCACCUCGGAACGGCACCGUGCCUGCCUUCACCCUUAACCUCGGCUUCUGCCACGUCGACUUCCGUGACAACUUGUCGUACGUGGUGAACGGCGCGGCACUCUCGACGCGAGACUUCACCUUCGUGGCCAUCAUGCUGGCGUCCAGCGGCUACAUCCUCGUCUUGCUGCACAAACACAGCAGGCAGGUCAGGUCCAUCCGACGCGCUCAGCAAGGAACCUCCAUGGAGCUGCGGGCGGCUAAGACCGUCGUCAUGCUGGUGGUGCUGUACACCGUAUUCUUCGGCAUCGACAACGUGAUCUGGAUCUACAUGCUGACGGUGGCUCAGGUCCCGGCCGUUGUGGCGGACAUGAGAGUGUUUUUCUCAUCGUGCUAUGCCACAUUCAGUCCUUUCCUCAUGAUAAGCACCAAUAAGAAGAUAAAGGAGAGGAUGAUGUGUGCGGCUGGAGAACAGUCGGCCGAACACUCCAUCGAGAAACCAAGCAAAUAA
Messenger RNA from Ictalurus punctatus (channel catfish), 945 nucleotides. RefSeq names its product olfactory receptor class A-like protein 1. Gene Ontology annotation, cellular component: membrane. The transcript has a single exon. Lineage: Eukaryota; Metazoa; Chordata; Actinopteri; Siluriformes; Ictaluridae. The coding region runs from base 1 to 945 and encodes 314 amino acids. Gene Ontology annotation, biological process: G protein-coupled receptor signaling pathway. The record is from RefSeq and is a predicted model, not a curated record. Gene Ontology annotation, molecular function: pheromone receptor activity.